This is a messenger RNA of Humulus lupulus (European hop), 3372 nucleotides long. RefSeq names its product two-component response regulator-like APRR7. Gene Ontology annotation, cellular component: nucleus. Lineage: Eukaryota; Viridiplantae; Streptophyta; Magnoliopsida; Rosales; Cannabaceae. Gene Ontology annotation, molecular function: protein binding. The transcript is spliced from 10 exons. Gene Ontology annotation, biological process: phosphorelay signal transduction system; regulation of flower development; cytokinin-activated signaling pathway. The record is from RefSeq and is a predicted model, not a curated record. Bases 694 to 2952 code for a protein of 752 amino acids.
CUUCUCCUUAGAAUAUCUUCUCUUCUUCUUCCCCAAACCCAAAACCACUCCGGUUUUCUCUAUCUUUGUCUUCCUCCUCUCAAACCAGUCAAUUUUUUUUGAUUAAUUCUCUGUAAAUUGUAUUGAUAUAAAAUCUGAAUUUAUAUAGCUCUGAUUCGGGUUCCAGCUUAACUAUAAAGUUUUAUCUGUGAAACUAUAUUUAUUAUAUAUAUAUUUUGGGGCAAAAUUUUGGUCUGUUCAUAUCGAUUUUCAGCUGGAUCGAGCUCAGUAAUGGCAACUCAGGUUUUUAUUGAUGUGUGGUUGGAGUUUUUGCUUCCAUGGAGUUAAAUUUUGCUUCUUUUUUAAUUUUGAAUUGGUGAUUUAGGGUUUGAACAAUUUUUAUUGUUUUAUUAUACUGAUAUGAAGCGAUUGGGUUCACAGGGUUGAAGGAGUAUAAUGGGUUGAAUUGAAAGUUGUAGAGAUGAAGUCUACUUUGGUCAUGGCCUUUAUAUGUUUCUUUAUUAUGCAUUUGUCUAUCCGUGAAACUCGUGUUAUCAAUGAUUUGCGACUUGUGCUUAGCUAACGGGUCCGUUCUUGAAAGGGGAAGCUUUGUGAAGAUGACUACUCGAGAUGGGUGUUAGUUGGGUUUGGAGUUCGGGGGUAUCCUUAUUCUCAGAAUAUUUUUGCUGAAUUUGAUUGACUGAUUUCGUCCUGAUGAGCUUUGAUGAUGAAGGGUCCGAAGAGUUACCUGAACUAAAUCGCCAGUUGCAGGAAGUGAAGAAGAGAGUUCAAGAAGAAGUUGCAGUUCGGGAACAGCGAAGGUUAGUUGGGAAAGAUGAGUUGAGAAGUAGCAGUAGUAAGGAAGAUGUAAAAGAUGGGCGAGGUGGUGGGGCAGUCAUCGUUGAACCACAGACUGUCCUGCAAAUGCCGCAACCGCAGCCACAAGGGGCAAUGGUUUGCUGGGAGAGGUUCCUACAUCUUAGAUCACUCAAGGUUUUGCUGGUGGAAGAUGAUGAUUCUACUCGUCAUGUUGUCACUGCGCUGCUUCGGAAUUGCAGUUAUGAAGUUAUCGAAGCUGGAAAUGGGUUACAAGCGUGGAAGAUUCUUGAAGAUUUGUCCAAUCAUGUUGAUAUUGUUUUAACUGAAGUGGUCAUGCCUUGCUUGUCAGGCAUUGGUCUUUUAUGCAAGAUCAUGAGCCAUAGAACACGGAAAAAUGUUCCUGUGAUUAUGAUGUCAUCUCACGAUUCAAUGGGUCUAGUCUUUAAGUGUUUGUCCAAGGGUGCUGUUGAUUUCUUGGUGAAGCCCAUACGGAAAAAUGAGCUCAAGAACCUCUGGCAGCAUGUUUGGAGAAGAUGCCACAGUUCUAGUGGGAGUGGGAGCGAAAGCGGUGCACAGACUCAAAAAUCUGUAAAAUCAAAGACUGUUGCAGCUUCUGACAACAACACUGGAAGCAACGAUGAGGAAGAGAAUGGAAGUACUGGUUUGAAUGUCGGAGAUGGAAGUGACAACGGAAGUGGCACUCAGAGCUCUUGGACAAAACAAGCUGUAGAAGUUGAUAGCCCCAGACAAAUGUAUUCAUUGAGUCAAAUUCCUGAUAGUACUUGUGCUCUGGUUGUCCAUUCAAAUGCUGAAAUGCACGGUAUUAAAUUGGUCAAUGCCUCUUCAAGAAAGGAGUGCCAAGCACAGAAGGAACGCAUUGACGAUGUUGCAAUGGGAAAAGACUUGGAGAUAGGCAUGACUAGUAAACUGAAAGUGCAACUCGAAUACCCAACUGAGGCUCCAACAAAACUCGCUGUCACAAGACAAAAUAAUCUGGUUGAGAUAGGUUCCAGCAAGUUUAAUGAGAAAAUUAACAAGGGACAAAUUGAUGUCAAUUAUGAUCGGCCAUCAUGCAAACUCAAGUAUGAAAGUCCGACACUGACUGGUGCUGUCACUAAUACUGCUGAUCUUCAGAUGGACAUGGAAUGUGAGGCUCCAAACUGUCAUUCCAUGGUCUUUGACAAUAAGAAUAAAGGAAUAACUGAUACAGAUGAAAUACCAUCCCUGGAGCUUAGUUUAAAAAGACUUCGAGGAGUUCAAGACAAUAGUGUCACUGUACAAGAUGAUCGAAAUGUCUUGAGGCGCUCUGAUUCUUCAGCUUUCUCAAGGUACAAUGUAGCAUCAAAUACUAACAAGGCUACUGGGAAUACUGGAAGUAGUUUUCCACAUGAUAAUAGCAUGAACAUUAUGAAAAAGGAAUGCCAAGAUAUUCGAUCUCAAUCCAGUGGCAACAAUCCUUUCAAUCACAGCUCGGCUGGAACGAGCAAUAAUAUUGAGAUGGGUUUUACGAAUAAUAAUGCCUUUUCCAGUCAAGUUUUAAACAAUUCAGUAACAGGAUCCACUAUCCAACAAUCAUAUCCUUCUUCCACAUUCCAUCCUGUGAAAAAUGACCUUUCUGGUGCUCCUCAGCAAGUCAUAACAGAUAAUGCCGAUGAUGAGACAGCAAGUGUUGUUCUGUCUCACUCAAAGGGUGCCCACAAGGAACAUCAUAAUCAGCACCUCCAUAUUCAUUAUGAAAACCACCAAGUCCACCAUCACCAUCACCAUCACCAUCACCACCAUCUUGUGCGCGGUGUUCAACAACAGCAGCCAACUGAUAAUAGUUUUUCCUUGAAGAAAUUGGCUUCAGCUGCUCCACAUUGUGGGUCAUCAAAUGUGCUUAGUGGGCCUGUCGAAGCUAACACUGGAAAUUGCAGUAUCAAUAGAAGUGCUUCAGGCAGCAACCAUGGGAGCAAUGCUGCAAUUAAUGUUGGAGGGACAAACAUUGAAAGUGAUAAUGGAAAUUCUGGCAAAAGUGGUAGUGGUGAUGCUAGUGGGAGUGGGAGAGUAGAUGAAAACAAGUCUGCACAGAGAGAAGCUGCAUUGACCAAGUUUCGCCAGAAGAGAAAGGAGAGAUGCUUUCGUAAAAAGGCAUGGAAAGCUGUUGGGCUAUGAUGGUUCGAUAUCAAAGCAGAAAGAAACUGGCAGAGCAACGACCCCGUGUGCGGGGACAAUUUGUGCGGCAGACAAUGAGUGAGAACACAAGCAGGACAACAGACAGCUAAUUCUUUGACCUGGUUUUUGGUUUGUAUAGUCAUAAUGAAAUGUGGUAUUGGGGGGGCUUGGCUUAGCAAGCAAUGUUGCAUUUUAAGGAGUGGGCAAUUCAAAGUAUCGAUGGUGGUGGAGGAGACACUUUAAGCAACUCUUUUGGACACGUAUCUUUGAAUUGUAUUCUAUGACUGCGAUUGUAUUAAACUCUUAUAUAGAGUUUUCAGCCUUUUCUGGAAGUGAAACCCACUUAUUUGGUGUAGCUUUAUAGUUGAACCCUGUUUCUUUGGCUUUUUAACUUUUAAUUGAUUUUAACCUUUUUCUUUC